This is a messenger RNA of Ogataea parapolymorpha DL-1, 906 nucleotides long. RefSeq lists its product as uncharacterized. Gene Ontology annotation, molecular function: serine-type endopeptidase activity. Lineage: Eukaryota; Fungi; Ascomycota; Pichiomycetes; Pichiales; Pichiaceae. The transcript has a single exon. Gene Ontology annotation, cellular component: membrane. The coding region runs from base 1 to 906 and encodes 301 amino acids. The record is from RefSeq and is a predicted model, not a curated record.
AUGUUUAGACUUCUUCUGGCCAACAGGGGUUCUAUAAAUUGGACUCGGCGGUCAUUGUUCACUGCAGGGCUGCAAAAGACGGUUUUUCGAAAUGCGUUCUUCACCAGAUCUUCGCAAUUGGCCAAUAAAACCUGUCAGUUCCGGAAUUACGCCACUCACAAAGAAUUGGCAUACAGACUAAGAGGUCUCGGGAACCCGAAAGUCUCUGGUUCCUUGGUCAAGUCGCUGAUCUUUACUGUUGGCUUCUCUGCCGGCUGCUACGUUGCAACACCCUACUUAUUUAAUUAUACCCCAUUGUCAUACUUCAAACGGCAUCCCGUUCACUUACUUUAUGGCCUUAUUGGAGUCAACAUUGGAAUAUUUCUUCUUUGGAGAGCUCAGACAGCCAGUUUGAGAACAAUGAAAGUUUUAAACAAGUAUUUUCUACUGGAAAGAGGGCCUUCAAGACCUUCUGAAUGGUCUCUUCUGUGGUCUGGCUUUAGCCACCAAGACUUUGCACAUCUGCUGAUGAACAUGCUCUGUUUGUACUCGUUUGGAACCACAAUGCUACAAGUUCUGGGUGUGGUCAACUUCACGUCGUUAUAUCUGAUUUCGGGAGUGGCGUCUUCAUUCGCCUCCAUCCUAUUCUCCACCAUAACACGGUCAUACGGUAUGUCUCUAGGAGCCUCGGGUGCCAUUUCUGCCAUAUUUGCCGCGUUUGCAACCAUUUUCCCAAAGGCCGGAAUCUCACUAUUUUUCCUCCCUCUUCCGGGUGGAGCCCAAGUAGCCUUGCUCGGAUUCACUGUAUAUAACAUUCUUGGGUGCUUCUACAGAUGGGGAGGUCUAGAUUACGCCGCACAUUUAGGAGGAACUUUACUUGGAUUCCUCUAUGCCAAAUAUCUGCAACAAAAAAGACGUUAUCGAUAA